Messenger RNA from Etheostoma spectabile (orangethroat darter), 1420 nucleotides. It is a transcript of the gene txn2, whose product is annotated as thioredoxin 2. Gene Ontology annotation, molecular function: protein-disulfide reductase activity. Gene Ontology annotation, cellular component: mitochondrion. Lineage: Eukaryota; Metazoa; Chordata; Actinopteri; Perciformes; Percidae. The coding region runs from base 169 to 690 and encodes 173 amino acids. Gene Ontology annotation, biological process: cell redox homeostasis. The transcript is spliced from 4 exons. The record is from RefSeq and is a predicted model, not a curated record.
CAUUCCUUCGCUAUCCUCGUAAAAGCGAAAUUCGCCUCCUGGCCGCAGUGAUAGCGAGGGGCGAUAAAGAGCUGCCCGGACCCUUUUAGCUGCUGCACCAAAGCGGAAGUACUUUGGUGGUCCGCCAAGGCCAAGAUCAACGCUAGCUAACGCUAGCUAAGCAGCAAGAUGGCUCACAGGCUGCUGGUACGUAGACUUUGGACUCUCUCUGCCAAAGAUGUCCGCUGCCUCCCAGCGUCCGCCACCUCCUCUUCUUCUUCUUCUUCGUUUUCCACCUCGCUGCAGACCGCCCCGACGCGGGUCUCCUUCCUCUCUCCCCCCCGCACUCUGGCUCGCUCCCUCCCUCACGCCUCCCGCCGCGAGGUCUCCUUCAACGUCCAGGACCACGAGGACUUCACAGACCGGGUCAUCAAGAAUGAACUGCCCGUGCUCGUCGACUUCCAUGCACAGUGGUGUGGUCCCUGCAAGAUCCUCGGGCCGAGGUUGGAGAAGGCCGUCGCAAAACAGAAAGGCCGCGUCGCCAUGGCGAAGGUCGACAUAGACGAUCACACGGACCUGGCUAUUGAAUACGGGGUGUCCGCCGUUCCCACGGUAAUCGCCAUCCGGGGAGGUGACAUCGUCGACCAUUUUGUGGGGAUCAAAGACGACGAAGAGCUGGACUCGUUUGUCAGCAAGAUCAUCGAAAAAUAAACCGCCACCCCCCCCCCACCGCCCUGCCAGUCGCCCACCGUUACUGUGCUGUUUCCUAUGAUUAUUGGCGGCCAUCUUGAGCCACUUUAGCAACAGCUGCCACCAUCCCAGCUGCUCACACCCAUCCCUCGACACACCGCUCCAGCUCGGCAUUGUCGCUUCUGUCUUUGUCUCUUUGUGUUUGUUUGGGUUUUAUUGUCUAGAGAUGGGUGUGUGCUUCCCGUAACCCUUUUUUAGUUCAUGCUCCAUUUUUGAAGCGGUUCUGUUUCUCUUUAAUAAUGUGACGGCUCAUUUACAAGAGCAGCCGGGCCGGUGUGCACGUUACUUUUUCCUGUAAAAGUCUGUAGGAGUGAAAACACGCCGCUGUGCUGCACUUAUAUACUGUAUUACACGAGGGAUGAACAGUUCUAGUUUUAGCCGUGAGGAGGAUUUAAGUUAAAAGCUGACUACAGUGAAAGGGGUUUUGUGACAGUUAGCUGUAGUUCCUGCUUUUGUCCACACGAUGGCGACGUGUUCUCCAACAUCACAAAGCCACACAUGGUUAUUUUACACCAGGAUGCCUAAUAAUGUGAGAGAGGAAGAUGCUUGUGUGUGUGUGUCUCUGGGUCCUGACUGUGAAACUUAAGUCAAGGGGGAAUCACAAAUGUGAGUUUGAUUUUAGUUUUAUUACUCAAACCAACUCUAUGUACCAGAAACAUGACCAAGGGAAGUAAUAAAGGUGUCAAAAGAA